CGGAGAUGGCUCGGAGAUGGCCCGGAGAUGGCUCGGAGAUGGACCGGAGAUGGCCCGGAGAUGGACCGGAGAUGGACCGGAGAUGGCUCGGAGAUGGCUCGGAGAUGGACCGGAGAUGGCUCGGAGAUGGCUCGGAGAUGGCCCGAGAUCACCACGAGAUCACAGAGAUGA
Molecule: messenger RNA, 171 nt
Organism: Emiliania huxleyi CCMP1516
Lineage: Eukaryota; Haptophyta; Isochrysidales; Noelaerhabdaceae
Exons: 1
Source: RefSeq, a predicted model, not a curated record